CAAAAUUAAAAGUUCAUAAAAUUUACAAUAAAUCUCAUCUGUUAUAUAAGUUUCUGCUAAUAAAGGAAAAGAUAUGAAACAAAAAACAAACCAGCUAUAAUGACAGGGAUAGAAGGAGACAUGUCCACAGAAGAAAGGGAGCGUUACAUAGAGUACUUCAAGUCAUAUGCAAUGAAGGAACAUCACAAUGAUCUGGUAGAAGUAUUGCUACAACCAGAAGAAGUGGAUCAUGCCUCAAUCACCAUCAAUGCUUUGAAUCUGUUUGACUUUGAGGCUGAACUGGAUGUGUCAGAACCACUGGUAUACAACUCACUUACCAUUCUGCCAUUGUUUGACAUUGCAUUACUAAGAACAGCCAGAGCCAUCUUUAGGGACCACCCACAAAAUGAUGAUAUGUGCAUUAAAGAACGAAUACAUGCCAGGGUAAUGGGACUACCUGUGUGUCCAGAACUGUGCAGGGAGACACUUCCCAAAGCUGCAGACAUAGGAACUUAUCUUUGUAUAACAGGUACUGUCAUAAGAACAAGCCAAGUGCGAAUGUUGGAAUAUGAAAAAGAAUUCAUUUGUAACACUUGCAAACACAUCUUUAAUGUCAAGGCAGACUUUGACCAAUACUACAGUGUCUGUAGACCCAACAAAUGUCCCAAUACUGAAGAUAACUGCAGUAAUACCAGCAAUUUUAGCCCAGUUGUAGAUGCAGGUGGACCACCAGUUAAGUGUCGGAACUACCAGGAAGUUAAAAUACAAGAACAAGUCCAGAAGUUGACCAUGGGAACAAUACCACGCUCUAUGUGGUUGGCGCUUGAGGAUGAUCUUGUAGAUAGCUGUAAACCAGGGGAUGAUGUUGCUGUAUGUGGGACGGUCUUGCGUAGAUGGAAGAGUUUUGGGAGUGAAAGUCGUUGUGAUAUUGAACUAGUGGUUAAAGUGAACCAUGUACAAGUCCUGAAUGAACAACAAACUGCAGGCAUUCUCACACAGGAACUGAGAGAGGAGUUUCAACAGUUUUGGGAUAGAAACCAGUAUUCACCAAUGACAGCCCGUAACGAAAUCCUAGCAAGUCUCUGUCCCCAGGUGUAUGGUCUCUAUGUAGUGAAGCUUGCAGUGGGGCUGGUACUGGCUGGAGGGGUGCAGAGAAGGGAUGAUAAUGGGACUAAAGUUCGAGGAGAGUCACAUUUACUGCUAGUGGGAGACCCUGGUACAGGGAAAUCUCAAUUUCUGAAGUAUGCAGCAAAGAUUACCCCCAGGUCUGUACUGACUACAGGGAUUGGAAGCACCAGUGCUGGCUUAACUGUCACAGCAGUUAAGGAUGGUGGAGAGUGGGCAUUAGAAGCAGGUGCCCUUGUACUAGCAGAUGGAGGAUUAUGUGCUAUCGAUGAGUUCAACAGUAUAAAGGAACAUGACAAAGCCAGUAUACAUGAAGCCAUGGAGCAGCAAAGUAUCAGUGUUGCUAAGGCAGGCCUGGUGUGUAAACUGAACACAAGGACAACUAUCCUAGCAGCCACUAACCCCAAGGGUAAAUAUGACCCUGAACAGUCACUGAGUGUCAACAUUGCUCUAGCUAGCCCUCUACUAAGCAGAUUUGACUUAGUAAUUGUACUCCUAGACUCAAUGAAUGAAGAGUGGGAUCGUGUAGUGUCAAGUUACAUAUUAGAGGAGAAGAACCCUUUAGACCACAUGCACAACACAUCACUAUGGAGCAUGGACAAGAUGCAGGCUUACUUAUGUAUGAUCAAGUCCUUCAGUCCCAUGCUUACUGACAGUGCUGUGAAGGUCCUGCAGGCCUACUACAGGGCCCAGAGAAUGGCAGAUGGUCGCAAUGCAGCCAGGACAACCAUGAGGCUACUAGAAAGCAUGAUCAGACUUUCUCAAGCUCAUGCCAGGUUGAUGUUCCGCAAUGAAGUUCUCACGCAAGAUGCAGUUGUUGCAGUUUCCAUUAUGGAGUCAUCCAUGCAGGGAGCUGCUUUAUUGGGUGGAGUGAAUGCAUUACAUACUUCAUUCCCUGAGGAUGCAGAGAGUGAAUACAGGGCACAGGCGGAAAUGAUUCUUGGACGUUUAAAUCUCCAAGAGGAGUUAACGAUGGAAAACUCCAGGCUUGAUGAGGAGGCUCGUCUACGAGAAGAGACAACAGCUCUGUCUGGUGAUAGAUCAACAUCUCCUCCUGGUGGUGACAAUCCAAACCAAGCACAUCAAGUGACUAAAUCAAAUAAACAGACAAAAUGGAUUAAUAAUAACCAAAAUGACAAUUAUAACUCAGGUGACAAAAGUAACCAAGAUAGCAAAAAUGAUACAAGUUUUUUAUCUGUAUCCACAUUACUGAAUGAAAGUGUUUCAGAGGACUGCGGAACAAGUAUGAUCUCAUCACCAAUAUUUGAAGCUCCUAAAUCCAAACCAAUAAGGCCAGCUUCUAAUGUAAAAUAUACAGCAACAGAACAAUUCAAUACAACAGUAGAUGAGCAUUUGAAGCCAAGCACACAGGCUAUACCAAUCCUACAUAGUACUCCCCUGAAGGAAAGGAACAUGAGAAAAGAGUCAAUCCAGAAGACUGGUGAAGUAUUAUCACAAAUACCUCAGGAUUUGGACAAUGAAGUACGGCAAAAUUCCGAUUGGUUAGAUGCAAUUGACAAUAAUGAUCAUAUUAAAAAACAGACAAAUCCAAAAUUUGUGAAUAAAAACAAAGUGAAUGCAGUAACUAUAACAAGUGAGAGUACCACACUUAGAGGAAAAUGUACAAAAGGAAUUAAAAUAAAAUCCUCAUUAUCUGCAAAAUUAAAAAGGAAACUGAAUAAAUUAGACAAUGAAGGAUGUGUAGAUACUACAGACAAAUCUGCUGAUAUUUCUCCAGAAAACAACAGUAAUCAUGACAUUGACAAUCCAAAAAACUUAGAUGAAAGCAUAUCAUUUUCCAAUGAGAAUAAAGCAGGGGAGCAAGUUACCAAGAAAAGGAAGGUUUCACAAACAACUCUUUCAAAGCUCAGUAAGUUUGCAUUUGACGAUUCAUCAAGUAAUCCAUUUGCAGUUGAUGACAAAACACCAGUGACUCAAAAUGAUCAGUCAGUCUUAAAUAAUACUAGGACUGCAUCACUGACUCAAAAUGAUCAAUCCCCAUUGGAUGAAGUAAACUCUGCUAAAGAUAUUAAGUCCAAACAUGAUGACAAACCCAAGAGAGAUAUUUUAACAGCUCUUGAUGAAUCCUUAGAAACGGAAAAUGCUGACUUUGAUAACCAAUUAGAAUUCGAUCCAUCACAGCAGGCCAGGGAAGCUGCUAAACCACUGAAAAGGUUCAGUUUCAAAACUUCAAAACAAAUGCCAAUAAAACAGGCAAAUGUGAAAGUCUCAACAGCAGGUUUAGGUGAAGGAUCAAAUUCUUGCAAUAUAAACGUGAGUGAUAGACUUAAACAGUUUGAAAGAAAAAAUAUGCCAAAAACGACUGUAGGAGCAACUCAAAACAAAAACCCAACUUCAGUUAAUCCACUACUCAGGGGAACAGUUAAUACUGUGAAUAACACUGUGGCAUCUAAUGCUAAAAUAAAACCAACUCUUAUCCCAUCGGACAAAACAAGAAUGCAAAACAAUAUUUUGAAUGUUGCAGAAAAUACUCAGAGGAACAAAAUACAGUCAGCAAUACCUAAAACUCCUCUGUUGGGGAAACCUGGAACUCUUGGGCAAAGUUUAUUUAAAAGUCCAGAUGAUUUAACUGAUGCAGACCUUGACUUAGAUUUCUAAUGUACUGUACUCCCACUAAUAUUUG
Messenger RNA from Owenia fusiformis, 3748 nucleotides. NCBI's taxonomy places the organism in Eukaryota, Metazoa, Annelida, Polychaeta, Sabellida, Oweniidae. The record is from the annotation of a GenBank genome assembly.